UGCGAUAACUAUAAGAAUGCUCUGAAGACGUAUGUGCGUCCAGGAAGCGGUCCAAAUGGCCAGGAUUACAAGAUAAUUAUGAAGAAAAAUAUGUUUUCAGCUGAAGUAAAAGAUACUCCCUUCCGCUAUAUGGUAACCGCCUGCACUAGUUUCCAAAACGGAUUCGCCCCUCCCGAAGCCGACAUAAAUGGUGUUGUCAAAACCUGCUUUGAGAACAUUCGUGCCAACACUGAUCCAGAUGAGUACAAUAAAAUGAUAAAUCUCCCGAUCAAACAAUGGGGGAAUAAAAGCGUUGAAGAACUGUUAGAAUGCAUACCAGCAGCACCAGAACCAUGCGUUAGACAAGGAACACUAAAGAGAGCUUCUGGCGCGCAAAUCUUUGGAGCUGGCUUAGGAAGCGCAUGUUCACAUCAAAUCAAAUGCACGGCUGAGGAGGAACAAAGUUUCACAAAAGCCAUACAAGAGGCCAAGUGGAAGUUUGGUUCGAAUGAUGUUCCUGUCCUCCGCAGAGUGCAAAAGGACCUGAAGGCUAGGUUUGGAAACAACAAUAAAGCAGCAAAAGUUGUUCUUCCAGUCUGGGGCGGCACACUUGGCCAAUUUUUGAAAUGUAGAUUCUAA
Messenger RNA from Enterobius vermicularis (human pinworm), 618 nucleotides. The record is from the annotation of a GenBank genome assembly. Lineage: Eukaryota; Metazoa; Nematoda; Chromadorea; Rhabditida; Oxyuridae.